This is a messenger RNA of Glossina fuscipes, 1417 nucleotides long. Its product is annotated as transforming growth factor-beta-induced protein ig-h3-like. The record is from RefSeq and is a predicted model, not a curated record. Gene Ontology annotation, molecular function: cell adhesion molecule binding. The annotation marks the transcript as partial. The transcript has 4 exons. NCBI's taxonomy places the organism in Eukaryota, Metazoa, Arthropoda, Insecta, Diptera, Glossinidae. Gene Ontology annotation, biological process: extracellular matrix organization; cell adhesion. Gene Ontology annotation, cellular component: extracellular matrix.
CCCGAACGUGUGCACUUAGAUAGUGGAAGAUGAAAAGGUUAUGGAUGAAAAUGAUGGAAACGAAAAAACUGAAACUGCCGAUGACACUGACACCACUGUUCAAGUCAAACAGCCAUACUUUGGACAGUUCCACUUCAGCAUGAACUCCUGUGUAGAAAAGCCAAGCAAAUAUAUAUGCAAGCGAGUCGUUAACAAGAACGGCCGGAAAAAAACCUUAACCAUUACCAGACAAUGCUGUCAUGGUUACGAACGUCCACGGAAUGCUGCUUAUGCUACGCCAUGUGAUAAAAUCGAGAUAAAAGAUGUAGAAUCUACCGCAGCCGACGUAGGCGCCAAAGACUUUGUGAUCAAAGCGAAAAAUAGUGGACUAAAUGACAUGAUAAUGUCACGUGAAAACCUUACCAUGUUUUUGCCUGUAGAUGAAGCCUUCAGCAGCUAUUCAGAUUUAUUGCAAAGUGAAAGUAAUUUGGUGGAAAAGCAAAACGACGAUGGUAUGAAGAAAUUAUUCUUACGUCAUGUUGUUGAUGGUGAAGUUAGCAUGGAUGAAGUACGUAAUGAACAACUAUUUAAAACACAAGUCGGCGGGCAGAAUAUACGCAUUAACAGCUAUCAAGUGCCUUUAUCACUCAGCCCCGAACCCUAUCGUUAUACGGCCAACUGUGUACCCAUUUUAAAACACGAUAAGUCAACCGAGCAAGGUAUGAUCCAUACUUUGGAUGGAAUUAUGAAACCUGUCAAUAAGAAUUUAAUGGAUAUCAUACGCGACCGUAGAGAUAUGUCAAUUAUGCGUACUGUACUUGAAAAGACUAAAUUAAGCGAUUUAUUGGAAGGGGAAAAACCGUUGACAAUCUUUGUACCCACUGAUGAUGCUUUUGACAAACUAGAAUCACAUUUACGACGUGUCUUAAAAGAAGGCAAGGGCUGUGCUUCAAAUAUACUUAAGAAUCACAUGCUUGAUUUAACUUUCUGCUCAAUUGCUUCAGUGCCUGGGGCAAAGACUACCGCUUACAACUUACUAGGUCAACCAAUGCGGUUCAAUCGUUCUACGCAUGGCGGUGAAAUAGAACAACCUCAACCCAUUGUAAUUAACGGUGUAGCGAAGGUCGUAGAAACUGAUAUUAUGGGAACAAAUGGCGUUGUGCAUGUUAUAGAUACUAUUAUGCCUACAGAGACCGCUUUGCCUUUAUCUUCGCUUAUGCAAGAAAAAAACGUCACUAUAUUCAGAAGUUUGCUGGAAAUUUCUGGGUUGGAUAAUGCUUUCCACGAUAUGGAUAAUUUAACAAUGUUCGCUCCUGCUGAUAAAGCCCUGGAGGGCACCGAAUGGGCGAAAAUGUUAGAAGAGAAUCCAGAACAGCUGAUAAAUAAUAGGAAUCUUAAUGAAUUUUUAAGCUAUCGCGUGUAAGGAAGCGUUUUUGCU